GCUUAUUCGACGAGUUUUUGCGUAAAACGAAAAAACCCAACAGAAAAAAAAAAUAAGUAUCGCUCCGAGAACCGUCAGUUGUUAAAGCUACAGAUGUUUGUGCUCCUACUGCCUUGACAAAUGACAUCUUACACAAAUACUGCCGACGUAUGAUUGUUAACUUUGAUAAAAACAACAAUUGUAGUAUGGUAAUAAUUACGAACGCACGGAGAUGGUCUCAUAGAAGUUUUACGACGAUUUCGGCACACGGUCAUUUUUCAGAAUGGACAUGCUCUGAUGUGCAAACAUGGCUCAUAGAAAAUGGUCACGAAGAAUAUGCAGAUUUAUUUUUCUUUCAUGAAAUUGAUGGAAAAGUGCUUUUAACGUUAAAGGAAGAAGAUCUCAAAGCUAACAUUCUAAACAUAAAAAAACUUGGUGCUAUAAAAAAAUUAUAUCUUUCCAUAAAACAGUUGCAGAGAGAUAACAUUGCUGUUUUGUUUGACUUGGGAUAUGUGGAUUUAUUUUCAUCGCCAAAUUUUUAUAGUCAUCAAAGUAAACAUGAGAUGCCUAGUACUGGUACAAAUAAUGAAACAUCUAUAGAACACGAGUUUUAUUCAGCUUCUAUAUCAGAAGAUGGGCAUGCUUCUCAUUUACCACCUGAAAUUUGGAAGGGAUUGAUUAGCCUCGCAUAUUUGUUUAUUGUCACGUGGAUUACUGCCUUUGUGAUGGUUAUUGUUCACGAUAGAGUACCUGAUAUGAAGAAGUAUCCUCCAUUGCCGGACAUAUUUUUAGAUAAUGUACCUCAUAUUCCCUGGGCAUUUGAUAUGUGUGAAGUAACUGGAACUUUGCUUUUUGCUAUAUGGAUAGUUGUGCUUAUAUUUCACAAAUAUAGAUUUAUUUUGCUACGGAGAUUUUUUGCACUAUCAGGUACGGUCUUCCUGCUAAGAUGUGUUACAAUGCUUAUUACUUCAUUAUCGGUACCAGGUGCACAUUUGCAAUGUCAACCACGAAAAGUUCCAGACGAAGACUGGUCAAGUUCCGCAUAUGUCGAGCUAUAUAAUAAAAUAGCAAUGGCUUAUGUUAUCUGGCGAGGUGCUGGCAUGUCCAUUCAAGGUGUCAGAACUUGCGGAGAUUAUAUGUUUAGCGGGCAUACGGUAGCACUAACAAUGCUUAAUUUCUUCAUUACAGAAUAUACUCCAAGACAUUUAUAUUUUUUACAUACAUUCACAUGGAUGCUUAAUAUGUUUGGUAUUUUUUUCAUCCUGGCAGCGCACGAACAUUAUUCUAUCGACGUUUUCGUGGCGUUUUAUAUAACUUCGCGAUUAUUUCUUUAUUAUCACACAUUAGCUAAUAAUCAAGCUCUGAUGCAGCGCGAUUCCAUCAGAACUAGAAUCUGGUUUCCGUUAUUUAGUUUUUUUGAGUCGUCUGUCGAUGGUAUCGUUCCUAAUGAAUUUGAAUCGCCGUCUUUGAUACUUUGCAAUUUAGCAAGUGCAGGAAAAAAUAUUUGCCACUAUGUACAGUAUAUUGUUUGCUUCCGGAAAACGAAACGUAAUGUAAAUGGCAGUUUAAACAGCACAAAAAAAGAACACUAACGUCAAACCGGCACAUAAAAUAUUUUUUCAUUUUUUGUACAUUAUACUUUUAAGAUACAACAUAGGAGAACUUUUUGUUUAAUUUUCUGAUCGCGUUCAAACAAAAUCAUGAGGAAAGAAAGAAUCAACAUAUUUUUAAAAAUGAUCUAAUUUCUACAUCUCUCUACACAACCACAUGUACGUAUACACAUAAACACACACACACACAGUCGAACUUCUCUAUUCUUGUUCUUCAUAUUCUUGCUCUCUGUAUAUCCUUGACAAAAUUUUCUCUAUAAUUUUGUCAUUCCUUAUUGCCACUAAUUGUAAGGAGAGCGUAAGAAUAGAGAGAACGCUCGACAAGAAUAAAGACGUUCUACUAUAUAUAUAUUUAUUAUAUAUAAUUUUCUUUUUAAAACAAAUAAGAAAAUUCUUUUGUACAUUACAUAUAUUUAUGUGUUAAGUAUGUUGACUGUAUUUCUAAUAUUUGGAAAUAACAUUUGAAUGAGACUGUAAUAUAAAUUCUUAAUAUUUAUUUUUCGCAAUAAUAUGAUAUUAGAGAAUAUUAAAAUAUAUAAUUUAUAAUAUUUGAUUAUAUAAAGUAAAGAAAGUGUCUCUUUCUUUCUCUCUUCUAUAUAAAAUGAUCACCCUUCUACUAUCAUCAGAUUUAAACAUUACUCUCCUCAGAAGAGAUUCCAGAAGAGAACAGAUUGUGUGGCACGUAUAAAAUUUACAAUAAUUUAAUGCGAGUUUACGUAGAUUAUUUGAACAAUCAUAAGACUGGUUGUAUAGAAAAAAAAUUGCAAUUUUACAAAUCUUAGUUAUGAUCAAUAUGGAUUUCCAGUAGCACUGUUUCUAGAAAUGAGAAAUCUCUUCGUUAGUGCGUUCUGAAGGAAAUUUCUAUGAAGAUUUAUAAUUAAUUUGUAAAAAUAAAAUGUUCUUCUGUGUUAUUGUAUAUUUCAAAUUUAGGAUUUUAAUAAUUUUGUACAUUUUUUACGCAAUGCUCAUGAAUAUGCGUACUUCAGUUUUUCUCUUUACAAUGCAAGACAACUGGUAUAUAAGUAUAUCAUGGACUGAUCACGUGUGUCAUUGGCAUGCCUGCAGCAAUGUCAAUUUUUUCAGGGAUAUUGUAAGAAAUUUGAUAGCAACCAAGGUAACAUGAUAACGAUAUUAUACACUUUCCUACAUAUAAAUCGUAAUCCUCUAUACAUACAUGUACACAUAAAAGAUACAUAACUAAAAUAAGAAAAUAGUUUAAUACCUUAAUCUCUUACAAAAUGCAUUCUGUGUGUUGUUUAUUCACCAUAUUGUAAAUUACCAUCUUCAAUACUGUAUUCUCUAACAAACGAAAAUAUUGUAUAUUUACCGAGAUCACUGAACGAACCAAGCGAACAAAUAGAAUAAAUAUUUAUCCACGAAUACGAUAAGAUAAAUCCUGUGCUUUCAUAUUGUAAAUGUGAUAGACGUGAAUUGGCAUUUUACAUUAUUAAAAUGAAAAAUUGCAGUUUGCUUUGAAAAGAGUGAUCUGUGGACUCGUCUUAUUCAAACACAUUUUUUUUUCAGUUUAUUUUCAGUAAACUAGACACGUACAGUGCGCGCGCUAUGCGCGCAUUAUUUGUAUUUUACGGCAAGUUUUUAUUUUUGUAGAAAUAUUUUUUUAACUUUUAUACGUUAUAGGAGAAACGCUAUUAAAACUAAAUAAUUUUUAUCAAUAAGUUUUAAGUUUUCUCAACUCGAUUAUUAAAGAACAAUGCUUUCUCUUUCUACAUAA
Molecule: messenger RNA, 3321 nt
Organism: Pseudomyrmex gracilis
Lineage: Eukaryota; Metazoa; Arthropoda; Insecta; Hymenoptera; Formicidae
Gene: SMSr
Product: sphingomyelin synthase-related 1-like
Exons: 7
Coding region: 150-1571 (473 amino acids)
Biological process (GO): ceramide biosynthetic process
Cellular component (GO): endoplasmic reticulum membrane; Golgi membrane
Molecular function (GO): ceramide cholinephosphotransferase activity; sphingomyelin synthase activity; protein binding
Source: RefSeq, a predicted model, not a curated record